AAAACACCUAAUCGAAAAACCCUCCUUAUUUCUUUUUAAUUUUUUUUUCAGAAAACCCUCGUAAUUUUUUUUCCAAGUAUUCGUUCAUGUCGUCCAACAAUCCAUCGCAGCUCCUGCCGUCAGAGUUGAUUGACCGAUGCAUUGGGUCGAAAAUAUGGGUGAUAAUGAAGGGCGACAAGGAGCUGGUGGGUACCCUCCGCGGCUUCGAUGUCUAUGUUAAUAUGGUGUUGGAAGAUGUUACUGAAUAUGAGAUCACUUCUGAAGGACGCCGUAUUACAAAACUUGACCAAAUCUUGCUCAACGGCAACAACAUUGCCAUAUUGGUCCCUGGUGGCUCACCUGACCCGGAAUGAGGUGCUUCUUGUUUUUCUGUGGCAUCCUACUCCUGCUGCGAUGUGUUUGAUGAACGGCUUCUGUUUGAAAAAGGAAGGCAUUCAAACUCUGGGGGAUCGAUCUAUAUUUCUUGUACAAGCCUGAUGGUAUGAAACUGUAGUAGUUUGAUGUGGUGAUCAUAUGGAUAGUCUCUGCUACUUCUUGUUCAUUAUCUGACAAUUCAAUUCUAAUAUUUGAGGCUUAGUUUUGUACUGA
Molecule: messenger RNA, 588 nt
Organism: Salvia splendens (bonfire salvia)
Lineage: Eukaryota; Viridiplantae; Streptophyta; Magnoliopsida; Lamiales; Lamiaceae
Product: sm-like protein LSM5
Exons: 4
Coding region: 87-353 (88 amino acids)
Biological process (GO): mRNA splicing, via spliceosome
Cellular component (GO): U6 snRNP; Lsm1-7-Pat1 complex; U4/U6 x U5 tri-snRNP complex
Molecular function (GO): RNA binding
Source: RefSeq, a predicted model, not a curated record